CCGAGUAGGGUGUGUUUGAAUCAGACAGACUUUACCCUCGGACGAAUACCACGUGCUCUCGAUAGUUUGCUUGUAUUUACUCAUAAUAUUUAGUCUUUAGUGUAGACAGUAGAAAUUAGUGCUUCAUUUACAUACCAAUCGAAUAAACAAUUCUACAUUAUGUUCAAUUAAUUUUGGAUACCAAUGAAGGGGGUGGCUGACAAUUAGUUCUCAAUAUUGAAAUAAAAUUAAGGCAUUAACAAGUGAAGAAGCUGAGAUAGAACUUUAACAAAAGCCUCCAAGGUAUAACGUGAUACAACGACGACCAACUUUUGCCUGACAACCUUUUAUUCAGGAUAAUGGAAGCCAAUGCUGGGGGCAACAAAAUACUAUGCUUGUAAUGCUCUUGGUGUUUCUCACCUUCUGUUAAUACGGAUUUUACUUUGACUCAACUUUAAAAAAAAGACUUUUGCGCUUCAAGUUUUGACGACAUUUUUAUUUUUUUAUUAAAAAACAACACCAGUUAUUUUUUCUUAUGUUCAAAUGAACCACAGUUUUUUUCUUUCAAUGUUACUUUUUUUAUUAUACUCAUCAAACAGCUAACACUUGUUGUACAUUCUAAUACAGUCUGAAGAAAAAUGAUUUUAAAGAGAAAAAUGAGACGAAUUUAAUUGAUGGUUUGUAGAAAGAAAGUAUAAUUUUGAUAGAAGAAAAAUCCAAGAGAAAGAGUUAACUGAAUGGAGGGAGGAGUAGUCUAGGCAAACAGGUAAACUCAGUACGAGUUGAAGCAUUCAAGUUGCUAUAAAGUUUCUCACCAGCACGGAAGCAGAAAUGGAGUCAAAGUUGUUUGGAGUGAUGUUGCUUGCAUGGCUAAGGCUUGUUGCUGGCUCACCACUGUAUCCACGAUUCAUAAUGCCUGACGAAGGAAUCAAGAAAGGAUCAUAUAUCAGGCACUAUACAGGAGCUUUUUACGACACGGAGGCAUUGAAGGAGCAUCGAGCACGAUCACGUCGUGACUCUUUGUCGAUAGGAAAAGAAGAUGGUGUUACUUUGAAUUUACAUCUCAACGCGUUCGACAGAGUCUUCAAGAUGAAGCUUGUGAGAGAUACAAGUGUAUUUCAUAAAGACGUGCUCUUCGAAACAUCAAAUGGCCGAUCGAUAUCCUUUGAUCCAUCUCAUGUCUAUACUGGUAGCCUGGAGGAUGAUGAAUCAUCCCUAGUUCAUGGAGUCAUUACAGAAGAUGGCUUGUUUGAUGGAACUAUAAUUACAACUACAGAUGAAAUUUAUUUCGAACCCACAAAACGAUAUAAACGUUUAGUCCAAACAGAAGUGGAUAAAAUGAACCACCACACAAUUGCAUAUCGUUCAAGUGACGUUGCUACUCCAACAUUUACUCUAUCGCAACCUUUCCACAACCAAAAUCUAGUUGAAAACGAGUCCUUCAAUGGCAGUGAUGCGUUCAAUGAUCCGAUUCUGUUUGAUGGAGAUGAUGACUUUUAUCAUCAUGAUUUCAUUGACAAAAAUUUAGGAUCAGACUAUCCGGAGGAGUUGAAGAAAAAUAAGUACCUGGAGCUUGAUAAACAAAAUAGUGACAAAUAUUUACGGAUAGUAAAGAAGCGCACAUCAAUAGACCCAAACAAAACAACAUGUAUGCUGUAUCUCCAAGCAGAUCACACUUUUUUCGAUCACUAUAAGUCAGAAGAGGCUUGCAUCGAGGUCAUGACCCGUCACGUGCAGCGGGUCAAUUCUAUUUACCGUUAUACGGACUUCAACCAGGAUGGUCAAAAGGACAAUGUUAGUUUCAUGAUAAAACGAGUGAAAAUUCACGGGCCAAAAGCACUUGAAGACCCAUCAUAUCGGUUUACUGGCAAGUAUGGAGUUGAAGAGUACCUUGAGUUAUUUUCAGAGGAGAAUUAUGACGCAUUUUGUCUGUCUUAUAUGUUCACUUACCGUGAUUUUGAGAAAGGAACGCUUGGACUAGCUUGGACUGGUGACUUGAAGAAUGCGGGGGGAGUUUGCGAGAAGAAUGGGCACUAUCGUGGAAGCAUGAAAUCAUUAAACACAGGAAUAAUUACCUUGUUGAACUAUGGGAAACAUGUACCACCUGCUGUGUCCCACGUCACUUUAGCUCACGAAAUUGGACAUAAUUUUGGAUCUCCUCACGACCCAGAUGAAUGUUCUCCAGGAGGAGAAGAUGGGAACUUUAUUAUGUUUGCAAGAGCGACUAGUGGAGAUAAGAGAAACAACAAUAGAUUUAGUCCUUGCAGUCUUAUCUCAAUUAAUCCUGUAUUGAACAUCAAGGCUAGGUCUACCAAGGGUUGCUUUGCAGAACUUCAAGUGGCCAUUUGUGGUAAUGGAGUAGUAGAAGAAGGCGAAGAAUGCGAUUGUGGAUGGGAAGAAGACUGCAACGAUCCGUGUUGCCAUCCUCAACGAUUACAUCAUGCUCCAUUUGAAAUACCUUGUCGUUUAACUGAAGACGCAGUUUGCAGUCCUAGCCAAGGUCCCUGUUGUACGACAGAAUGUUCGUUACGUAGUGGGACAAAGUGUCGAGAAGACAAUGGAUGCAGGGAUGCAAGUUUCUGUGAUGGUCGAGGUCCCCAGUGUCCACCAUCCGUUAACAAACCCAACAAGACAAUAUGCAAUGAGGAAUUCGUUUGCUACAUGGGAGAAUGCACUGGCAGCAUUUGUCUAGCUUACGGUCUCGAGUCAUGUCAGUGUACCGCAGGACCAAAUGACCCGCCAACCAAAAGUUGUGAAUUAUGCUGUAAAUUGCCUGGAGAAAACCAACCGUGUCUCUCAUCGUUCGAUUGGAAUUCACCUCCAUAUGAAAUUCCAAACAUGAUGUCAAAGCCAGGAACUCCUUGUAAUGAUUAUAAUGGAUACUGUGACAUUUUCCAACGAUGUCGAGAGGUGGAUCCAACUGGUCCAUUAGCAACCCUACGAAGACUCUUGCUAUCCGACGUCAGUCUAGCUCGUUUCCAGCAGUGGAUGACCGACAGGUGGUAUGCAGUAGCAAUUGGGAUGCUAAUUGUUACCAUUGCUUUGGUUGCUAUUACAAGAUUACUGAGUAAAGAAGCUGAUUCCCAUUUACGAAUUCUUUACGUAACUGAAGAUUCUAGGAAGGAAAACUUUCAAAAUCGAGAAGAUCAAUCAUUUCAUGCAGUAAAUGCCUUGGAAAAUAUUUCAAGGAUUAAAAGAAGAAUUGUAGAGGCUAUGAAGACGAUAGCUUCUCCAAGGAAGACAAAUGACUUGACUUUGCCAGAAAAUUCGAGAGUUUAUGAUAAAAUUAAGCAUUUGACGUUACCAGAAGAUAAAGAAAACGGUGAAAUGAUGCAGAAAAAAUACUUUUAUCCAACCAAUUACAAUUAUCAUAAUACCUACAAUAAUGAUGUUCAAGUGAAUGUGAAAAAAAGCAAAAAAAAGUUAACAGCUCAAAACAAUUUAUUUUCGGUGAAAUUUAUUGGUAAAUUUUUUAAUUCAAAAAAGUUUGAAGUUAAAAAAACUAUUUUAAGUGCUUCCACAAGACAUACAGACAUCAAUCAGGUGAAAAAUACUAGUGAAAUAAACAAUUUGUCUCCAAGAACUCAAAUAGAACAUAUAGAUGGAAAAAAUCGCGUGUCUGACUUGGAAAUACUCUUACGAAGGAGUUAGUGAAUUAUAUAAUUUGUGAUAACAAUGUAAAUAAUGUAAAUUUUUUCAUUAAAAUUAUUUAUCGAAAAUAGAUAGUAAA
Messenger RNA from Chelonus insularis, 3709 nucleotides. Its product is annotated as disintegrin and metalloproteinase domain-containing protein 10-like. Gene Ontology annotation, biological process: Notch signaling pathway; membrane protein ectodomain proteolysis. The transcript has 18 exons. The record is from RefSeq and is a predicted model, not a curated record. Gene Ontology annotation, molecular function: metalloendopeptidase activity. NCBI's taxonomy places the organism in Eukaryota, Metazoa, Arthropoda, Insecta, Hymenoptera, Braconidae. Gene Ontology annotation, cellular component: plasma membrane. Bases 811 to 3630 code for a protein of 939 amino acids.